AGUUGUUGUUGAUGUCCUAUUCUCUGUGUUCUAAGGGAUCGCCUUCAUCAUCGUUGUUGUUGUCGCAUCUACUCAGUCGAUCAGUGUCAACUGCAUCUAUCCGACCAGCUACUUUCCAUAAAGCUCAACGAAACUCCUUCAGAGUGCUGAACUCCCCUAGUAGAAUGUUCAGCAGCAGCUGCGAAGCCUCGCCUUAUGGUGGUGCUAAGGCGGCGUCUAAGGCGCCGCACACGAAAGCUCCUAAGAAGAUCACUUUAACGCAGAUCAAGAAGCUUCAUCGAGAAGGUGAUAAAAUAACUAUGAUGACGUGUUACGAUGCUAUGACCGCUGGUAUAGCUGAGGAAUGCGGCGUUGAUCUCCUCCUGGUGGGAGACUCGGUCGCCAAUGUCGUUCAUGGUUUUGACUCGACUGUGCCGAUUUCUAUGGAUGCUAUGGUUUUACACACCCAGGCUGUUCGUCGCGGUUUGGUCCAUAAUCGUCCGAUGAUAAUCGGGGAUAUGCCCUUUGGAUCCUUCCUAACGGUAGAAGAUGGCGUCAGAAAUGGAGCUAGAUUUAUCAAGGAAGCUGGAGCGGAUAUUGUUAAGUUGGAGUGUCCAUCGAGCUCAGCAGAAUUUUCCACGGAAUUGAUACGGCGCAUGACUGCUGCUGGCAUUGGUGUUGUUGGGCAUAUUGGUUUGACCCCGCAGAGUUACGUUCAGAUGGGAGGGUAUCGAAUACAGGGGAAGGCUGCCUCAGCAGCGUGCCACUUGAUCGACUUUGCUAAGCAGUUGGAAGCCGCGGGAUGUGUCAUGUUAGUACUAGAGUGUGUACCAGGUGAAGUUGGGAAGCUCAUCACAGAAGCUAUAAAUAUCCCUACGAUAGGCAUUGGCUCUGGUCCUGAUACUUCGGGACAAGUUCUGGUGGUACACGAUUUGCUAGGCUUGACACCGAAAGCGCCGAAAUUGGCAAAGGCGUUUGUCAAUACUCGUGAGCUUAUGAAUAUUGGAGUUAGCAGAUACGUAGACGAGGUUAAGUCGGGUAGUUUCCCUGGCCCUCACACGUACUCACAGAUGAAGCCGAUAGAGUACGACACGCUGUUGGCUGAGCUUGGUCAUUCGGUCAGUGAGGCCGCGGGUGUUACUGCGCCGCCGGUUGUGAUGCCGUCGAAUCCUACUAGAGUGGCGGUGGUUGGUGGAGGAGCGAUGGGGACUUUCUUUGCUCAAGCGUUGUCUAAGAAAGUUCCCGAUGUUGUGCUCAUGACGAGUCCCCACUCACAUGCAGCGGCGAUGAUGAGCUCGGGUUUGGAUUGUGUGGACAGUGAGGGCAGGAUGUUACCAGCUCUGGAGGGAACACAACCGAACACUGUGGGAUUCCGAGUUGUUCAUAAUGCUGAAGAUUGCCUAGGUGCAUUCGGUGGUACUACACCGGAGCUUGUGGUGGUAGCCUCCAAGGCAUGGCAGUUGGAAGAUCCAGAUGUCGUUAAGAAACAUCUUUCUGGUUUGCUCAGUGAUGGAGCGCCUGUGCUUAGCAUUCAAAACGGCAUUGGAGCUGUUGAUGCGUUAUCGGUCGUGAGCAAAAAUAUCUUCCAGGCGGUUACUAACAUUGGUUGCAACCUACCCCGUCCUGGCGUGUUGGAGGUCAACGUCUUACCUGGCACUGAGGCGUGGAUGAAGCUUAUCCCCCCGAAGAGUGUCUCGGAGCACGCAGAAGACAAUCUCCCUCGAUUACUAUCGGCGUGUUUCAAGGACGCCCAGGUUCCCUGCAAUGUGUCAGAUGCUGUUGAUGAUGAUGAAGCUCAGCAGAUGGUUUGGGACAAACUAAUAGUAAAUGUCGCUAUCAACCCGGUGAGUGCCAUUUUUGGCGUCCUGAACGGCGAAAUUUUGGACAAUUCUCAACUAUUUUCCCUAGCAUCUGCGGCUGCACACGAGGCCUAUAAUGUUGCCCGAGUGAUGGGUGUUAAGGUACCAUUGGAGUACUCGGAUGCUCUGUGGACGGACACUGCCCGAUGCACCAGCUCUAACGUUAGCUCGAUGCUAAGGGAUGUUAGACUUGGACGCCCGACUGAGAUCAAUUUUAUCAAUGGUCAAGUUGUGCGCUUCGGGUCGUUAGUUGGUGUACCAACUCCUGUGAAUACUGCGCUUGUUACUAUGCUUGCUAACAUGCGAUCUGAUGCUCAUACGAUGGCUGUGAAGACUUCCUUAGUGGAGAAAGUUGUUGGAGAGGGAAAGCAUGUGAAGCAAGCUAAAACGCGUCACUGGAGGUUCUUCCGACGGAGUAGAUCAACCGGACAGAUUGUAUGGUUGCGAUUAGGAACGACUCAAGCUGUUAUGGUGGUCAACACGGGAAGUAAAAUGAGAGGAAAUAGGAAAUAUCUGAACACUAUAGAGAAAAUUCAAUUACAACAAUGGAGCCAUGUAAAGCAAGGCGUGCACAAGCUAUUUCAAGAACAGGGAAAUCGAGAUACAACUCCAAUGGCGUCGCUUCUCAAGAGCUUACAGAUGCUAUAUUACCGAUUGUUCCGUUUUGAGCCUGGCAGUGUAUGGAAUCGUUUUGAAAAUGCUCCCAUGCCAGCUCAACUGUGUAGGGUGUGUCCGGAUCCAACACCGGAUCAUCUCAGAAGAGUUUGUCAUACUGCCCGAAGAAGCACGACCGAAAGAAUUGUUUUCCAUUACCUCAGUUAUCAAUCUGGCACUGUUACAUAUCCUUCGUCCUCUGGUAUGGUUCACGGUCAUUCCUUGCCAAUGUAUAAUCAAGCACUGGACGAAUGCUCUCCAAUAAACAUUCAUAAACUCAUCGGUUGGCUCGGCAAACCGGCUGUUUACAUUUUCGACUGUGAUCGCGCUGGUUCUUACAUUGAUGCGUUUCAUGAGGUUGGCUUGUUUUACUCGAAUGCCGUGGAAAAAAGCGAAAUUUUCAUAUUGGCUAGUUGUGGUCGAGAUGAAACGAAUCCCCAUCUCGGGUCGAAGCUCCCGUCCCAAAUACUCACAGCGUGUUUGACGGCGCCAUUGAAAACAGCAUUACAAUUCUUAUGCUCGGGAUUCUACGGUCCUCUCUCGAAGUGUCUGCUAGGCUUCGACCAAGAUAAUGACAGUGUCAAAUUGGAGGCUAUUCUCAGCAAACUUGGGGAGUUCACCAUCGGAGAGGAUACAUAUGAGAUUUUAUUUCGAAAAGAUGUCGUUCUGGCUUCACUGUUUCGCAACUAUUUGUUAGCUCAAAGACUUAUUUCUCUGGUCGGUCUAACGAGCGUAUCAAUGCCCGAGUUGCCCGACUGUAGUCAUCACUCCUUAUGGGAAACGUGGGAACUCGUGAUGGAAGCCUCAGUACUGCGUGUAGUGCAAGGCGAGCGAAAUAGCCUGCUGACUUCACAGAUACGGGGAACUGAUCCUGUGAGAGAGUUCUUUAGAGACCAGCUGAGAGCGUUUAGUGUUUGGUUGCGGAGAAAACACAAUUCAGUGGAGGGAAUCGAUACGGAAAACUGCAGAAUUCCGCGAGAACUUCCGAUUUUACUACAGGUAUCAGGGUUGGUCCUUUUUUUGUGGAGUAAAGUUGCCGCAUUGGAAGCAUAUGAACGAGUUGAGAAUCAACCGGUAUCAAAACGCACUGCAAAAUUUUUGUCAAAUUCUGAGUAUAAAUAUAUUCUUCGAUUGGCCUCUUCUGAAACGAUAGAUUCGGAAUACAGGGCGCUUGGUUGCAUUACGAUGGGUAUAUUAUACCAGUCAGUUCUACAAGCGAAAAUUAGCGGUUAUACUGACACGCGAGCAGUGGAUAAAUUGAUAACGGAGUUUACGCGAUUGCCUGGUUUAGCUGAUGCCAUUUGCCGGAGUACCGAAUCGAGUCAUGGGAAAGUUCGGGAGGCUGCGUUAAUGCUAGUUGGUUCGUUACUGGCAAUUUUCGGCGACAGAGAUUAUAUUACCGAACCUGUGGGGGACUUGCACGAUCGAGAAAUUAAUACAACUUGUGAAAAAAGCAGCACUGAAAAUGGCAUGACGAAAAAACAGUCGAUAGAGCCUACAGCAGUGUCCAGUAGCAGUAGAGCGUCCAGAAGGAAUAAAAGACGAGUUAGGACGAGGGGUAGAGGGAAUAGGAGGAAGAGAAACGGCGAUUUGGUACAUGAUCUGCAGUCUAAGGCAUCGCAAUGUGGGAUGAUCUUCCAAAAUCUGAGUGUUACUCCAUACGAAUAUGAACGUUCUUCGAAUACUCGAGGAGCACCGAAAGAGUAUCCGAAAACUGCGACCGAAUCUAGUCGUGGCUUUGUAUGUCGCCUUGAGGCUAGUGAUGGUAGCCAUCGAUCGGCUCUGUGUCGGCGGUGGUUAUUGGAUUUACUACAGGAGAAGAGCACAUAUAGGGCUUCCGAGUCUACAGGAGCCGUCAUGAAACCGAACGAAGGUCAGCCGACAGUUAGUGACAAUGCGAAGAUGAUGGAAAUUACGGAGUUGUCUCCAAAGUUCCUGACUGAUACCAUAAUUGCUGCAGCUGAUGACCUCAUUCAUUCAACUCAACUCAGUCCAUACGAAUGGUACCGCGAAUGGCGCGAUCCUUUUCGUCCAGUGCCGUCACUAAAUUGUGACUAUUCCCCUGAUAAAGAAGAGCGUCGCCCGGUGGUGUUACUCACAGCUUGGAAUUAUGAAGAGAACUCGGAGGGUAUCAGCGUCUCGUCUGAUCGGGAUCGUUCUUCAACACCUGUUGGAAGUGACAUGCUGAGAGCUAGCAGCCAUUUUGGUGGAUGAUUUGUGUGUAU
Perkinsus marinus ATCC 50983 is the source of this 4717-nucleotide messenger RNA. RefSeq lists its product as hypothetical. The transcript has 47 exons. The record is from RefSeq and is a predicted model, not a curated record. Gene Ontology annotation, biological process: pantothenate biosynthetic process. Bases 12 to 4706 code for a protein of 1564 amino acids. Lineage: Eukaryota; Perkinsozoa; Perkinsida; Perkinsidae. Gene Ontology annotation, molecular function: 3-methyl-2-oxobutanoate hydroxymethyltransferase activity; magnesium ion binding; 2-dehydropantoate 2-reductase activity.